UGUUGACAGUUUUUCCUGUGAUUAGUGGAAAGGAUAGUUUCUUCCUAACUUGAUUCAGCAAUUUCACAUUUAAUUCAAUUUAAAGCAGGAGGUUAAUUCCGAAAACAAUCAAAAAUGGAUCCAGCUCUAUUACGAGAACGGGAGGCGUUCAAAAAACGGGCGAUUGCUACGCCAACCGUGGAGAAAAAGAACCGACCUGAGCCCAUGAAGGAACCUCCCAAACCUAAAGCACGUCCUGUCAACAAAAUAGACAGCUCCAAUUACAAGUCAAUGACAGGAAGCUCCCAAUACAGAUUUGGUGUACUCGCUAAAAUCGUGAAACAUAUGAAAAAUCGCCACCAGGACGGUGACGAUCAUCCGUUAACAAUUGAAGAUAUUUUAGAUGAAACAAAUCAGUUAGACAUUGGAACUUCCGUUAAAACUUGGCUGCAAACCGAAGCCCUGCAAAAUAAUCCGAAAAUCGAAGUAUCGCCCGAUGGAUCCAGAUUCGCAUUCAAACCGGUCUACAAAAUAAAAGAUGGCAAAAGCUUAUUGCGAUUGUUGAAACAGCAAGACUUAAAGGGAUUGGGCGGUGUCCUGUUGGAAGAAGUACAAGAGUCACUUCCUCACUGCGAAAAGGCGCUCAAAAAUCGUGCCAAUGAAAUUGUUUACAUAACACGACCUAUCGAUAAGAAGAAAGUCUUGUUCUACAACGAUCGAUCAGCUAAUUUAACGGUGGACGAAGAAUUUCAAAAAUUAUGGAGAUCAGUUGCUGUGGAUGCAAUGGAUGAUGGAAAGAUUGAUGAGUAUUUGGAGAAGCAAGGGAUUCGAUCAAUGCAAGAUCAUGGCCCUAAGAAGCCUUUAAUACCGAAACGAAAGAAACCUCAGCAAAAGAAACGGCAAUUCAAGAAGCCCAGAGACAACGAACAUUUGACUGACAUUUUGGAAGUAUACGAAGACAAUACGAUAACGCAGGAGGGUGCCAAAAUCGCACCGACUAGUUCGUAAUGGUUGUUAUGUAUUUCUGGAGCUUUGUUAGCCGCAUCUGAAGAUACAACUGCAGUUGGUUGUAGAAAAAACGUUUAAUUAAAAAAUCUUAAACAAAUGUCAGCACCUGUAGAGUAAUAUUUGCAUUUUCUAAGAAAUAAAAUUGAGCAUUGAACUAUAA
This is a messenger RNA of Bradysia coprophila, 1147 nucleotides long. RefSeq names its product transcription factor IIEbeta (gene TfIIEbeta). Lineage: Eukaryota; Metazoa; Arthropoda; Insecta; Diptera; Sciaridae. Gene Ontology annotation, cellular component: transcription factor TFIIE complex. The record is from RefSeq and is a predicted model, not a curated record. Gene Ontology annotation, biological process: transcription initiation at RNA polymerase II promoter. Gene Ontology annotation, molecular function: TFIIH-class transcription factor complex binding.